Prosopis cineraria is the source of this 1878-nucleotide messenger RNA. Its product is annotated as putative pentatricopeptide repeat-containing protein At5g47460. The coding region runs from base 30 to 1826 and encodes 598 amino acids. The transcript has a single exon. Gene Ontology annotation, molecular function: protein binding; RNA binding. Gene Ontology annotation, biological process: RNA modification. Lineage: Eukaryota; Viridiplantae; Streptophyta; Magnoliopsida; Fabales; Fabaceae. The record is from RefSeq and is a predicted model, not a curated record.
UCCUCUGCGCGUGGGAACGCAAACUCCCUAUGCGAAGGCUACUAUGCAGUGGAGAUAAAAAAUUGCGGCAAUGGGAGAAUAAUCUUGAUUUUCUUCCAUUAGGAUACUGUAACUCAGGCAUUAGGAGUCAACUUAACCGUUUCAGCUCAACCUCAAGACUCAUCGCUGCGCUUGCUAAAGGUGGAACUUGUGCUGAAAUUGCGUUAUUUGAGGCCUCUCGAUUAUUCAAUUCAGGCUCUAAACCAGAUGCCUGUGCUCUGGUUCACCUUCUUCGAGCCACCACUAACCUGGGUUGGGACCCAUUUGGACAUCAGCUCCACAGCUACGUUUUGCGAUAUGGGUAUUAUUCUGACGCCAAUGUCUCCGCCGCCCUCAUCAGAUUUUACGUUGGAAUGCAGUCUCUCGGUGAUGCCCACAAAUUGUUCGUUGAAAUUCCUCAACGAAAUGUGGUUUCUUGGAACACUUUGAUUUCCGGAUACGUGCACACCGGACAGUUUCGUAAAGCCUUGUCUGUUCUGCUUCAGCUGGAAAAAUCAGACGUUUAUGCUGAUGCAUUCUCAUUUACAUCGGGUUUAGCUGCUUGCGGCCACCUGGGUUUCUUGAAGCCAGGCAAGUCAAUUCAUUCCAAGGUUUUGAAAUUUGGGUUGGUUGGAGAUACUGUUGUUGCCAAUUGCUUGAUUGAUAUGUAUGGCAAAUGCGAGUGUGUUGAAGAGGCUGUUCGAGUAUUCUCUGAAAUUACUGACAAGGACGUUAUUUCUUGGAAUUCAGUAAUAGCAGCAGCUGCCAGUAACGGAAAAAUUGAACAAGCACUCCAUUUUUUGCACUUCAUGCCUAACCCUGACACCAUUUCAUACAAUGGACUGAUAAAUGGUAUAGCUCAGAUGGGGAGAAUGGAAGAUGCAAUUCAGAUUUUAUCCAUCAUGCCAAAUCCAAAUUCUUCAUCGUGGAAUUCAAUAAUCACGGGAUUUGUGAAUAGGAAUCAAGUUCCAGCAGCUUUGGAUAUGUUCAGUAAGAUGCACUCAAGAAACGUAGAGAUGAAUGAGUUCACGUUUUCAGUCAUUCUAAACGGGAUUGCUUGUCUGUCAGCUUUGACAUGGGGAGUGGUGAUUCAAUGUUGCACUAUUAAGCAUGGUCUAGAUGCAUCUGUGGUUGUCGGUAGUGCGUUAAUCGACAUGCACUCAAAAUGUGGGCAGGUUAAGAAUGCGGAAUCAAUUUUCAAAUCACUGUCUAGUCGGAAUCUGGUAAGCUGGAACGCAUUGAUCUGUGGCUAUGCUCGCAGUGGUGAUUCUGCCAGAGUUAUCCAACUCUUUGAGCUGCUCAAAACGGAGGGACAUACAAAACCUGAUGGCAUCACAUUUCUUAACCUGUUUUUUGCGUGUUCCCAUAAUCAAAUACCACUUGAGGUUGCAACUCAGUACUUCAAAUCUAUGAUCAGCGAUUAUGGAAUAGCACCGACCGUUGAGCAUUGUUGUUCUAUGAUUCGGCUGAUGGGAAAAAAAGGGGAGUUGUGGAGAGCUGAAAGGAUGAUUCAUGAACUUGGCUUUCAGACAUCUGGAUUGGUUUGGAGGGCUUUGCUUGGUGCUUGUGAAAUUAAUAGAGAUUUACAAAUUGCAGAGGUUGCGGCUGUUAAUUUGAUGAAGUUGGAGGGCAAUGAAGAUUAUGUUUACGUGAUUAUGUCUAAUCUCUAUGCUUCUUAUCGAAGAUGGGAAGAUGUUAGUGUAAUUAGGGGCCUCAUGAGGAGGAAAAGAGUGAGAAAAGAUGCAGGCUCUAGUUGGAUAGAAGUAGAGAACUUUGUCCUGUAUGCUGCUGCUACUGGAAUAAAAUAACUACCUCAGUUACUCUGUAAAGAUAAUCUGACGCUCAUGUCUUCAAGUGAAA